CUCUGAUCCCCCACCCCAUAUACGCCCAGAAUGAUAACAACAUUUCUCAACUCCCACAUAAAAAGCCGCAAUAUUAACAAGCCCUGACCCAUCGAGGCAUUUUUCGCGGGUAUUCAUACUUAGCCCAGAGCCUUCCCCAGGUUAUGGUUGGCGAAGGCCGUAUUUCCCCGCACCUCGAAGGAGUGGUGCGUUGCUGCGCCAUACACGGCUGGGCGGCUGGGCUGGUAGGGCAGUACUGCUAUCUGACGAUUUAAUCCUUCCAAUAAGGGUCAUCUGUCAUGACGCCGAGUUAAGUAUUCAUCUCUCUCCUUCAACUGUCGUGUGAGCUCUCUCAUUUAUCUAUCAUCUCUCAUCUCCUACAUAAAGGCUGUUAUCACACAGCCUUCCUCCUCCGAUACCACCACGAUAGAGUGAGUUUGACGUCACCACCACACCUCUCACUCACGCAGCCUUCAAGACCCCGCAAACCCAUCGAUGCGCACAUCGAUGCCCACAACCAUCCACCAUCCGAACUAUCAUAUUAUCACUAUCUAGCCAAACUCAAAAUGUCGACUACUCCAACCCCACUCGUCCCUCCCCCCGCCUACACCCCCCGCGCCUACACCCUCCGCGGCCCCUCCCCUCCCCACGACAUCGAAACAGCAUCCAUCCUCUCUGCCGCCCCCUCCUACUUCUCCUCCGCCCCCUCCUACUCCACCAUCCCCCCCCGUCCCCCCCAAAGCACCUCCCGCACCCCCUCCCUAGCAGACUACUACCCCACCUCCUGGUCGCGCCACUCCACCCCCUCCUCGCGGCACUACGACGCCGUCGCUGCUCGACGCGCGAAGGCAGCUACGGAGCGCGAUACGGCGGAUCUGUUGGAGGCGGCGAGAGUGACGCGGGAUCCGAUCAGGGCGGCGCUGAUGGUGGUUAGGGAGAGGGAGGAGAGGGAGUUUGGGGUGGGGGGGGUGGAGGGGAGGAGGGUGAGGCCGGAGGAGGAUGGGGAGUUGGUGGGGGAGGAGGCGGCGGGGGAGGCGAGAAGGGAGAGGUUGAGGAGGGAGGGGGUGGAGGUUUUGGAGAGGGAGGAUAGGAGGUGGGAUUGGUUGCUUGCCCAGAUGAACGAUUGGGAAGAGAGAGAGAGGAGCUGGAACAGGUUCCGGGAGAAGAAGCAGAGGACGAAGAGGGAGAGGAUGGCCAGCAAGCUGGGGUUUGGGACGGCUAUGUGGAUGGGGAAGUAGGGCGCCGGCGCCGGAGCCGACGAGACACGAUUUAUGGACAUGAGGCGCUUUUGGGUUUGGGGUCUGGAUUGGGGACAAUGGGCGGAUUCGGAGGAAUGAUCAGAUUGGUAUACAAUGCGGGAUUUGGGGAUGCGUACAUACGGACUUGGACUGUAUGCGGACUGUACGAUGGAGUCGGGGUUUGCUAUGAAGGUUGGGAUCGGAACGGGAACAAUGACUUACUCGAGUGGGAUCUCGUGGUGGAAUUUUGUAUGUAGUGUGAAUAGUUACCAAACCGGUCGACUGUCACCCGGUAGACUGUCGCCCGGCCGGCUGUCAGUCAGCAUCACCGGGUGUGCCUUAGGUCAUCUGAAUCUUUCGUUUUUUCAUGAACCAUACAUGAAAGUCUGGAACCACCUAGAAGGUUAUUUUUUCUUAUUGUUUCCUAUAAGGUU
Molecule: messenger RNA, 1651 nt
Organism: Pseudogymnoascus verrucosus
Lineage: Eukaryota; Fungi; Ascomycota; Leotiomycetes; Thelebolales; Thelebolaceae
Exons: 2
Coding region: 546-1217 (223 amino acids)
Source: RefSeq, a predicted model, not a curated record